AUGCAUUCGCUCCAGCACGGCGUCAACCUGUCCAGGCGGGCCUGCAGGGUCGCCGCGGUGCUCCUGGUCCUAGCGGGCGGCUGCUGCGGGCAGCCGAUGCCGCCCAACCAGGCCUCCAACAGCGACAGCCGCCCGCCCGCCAUCCUCGAGACCUCCGUAGACAUCAACAGCCUGCGCCACUCCAUACCGACGCCCGUCGUCCCCACGAGGAACGCCGCUUCCACGGAGACGCCGGCCGUCGAGAAGGUGGCGUCCACCGAGGCCCCCAAGCCGCUGAACAAGACGGUGACUAGGUACCCCGUCAUAUCCAUCUCUUUCCACCGGGUAGAGACGCCUUUCAUCAUCGGGUUAUGGAUUUUCUUUGCGAGUUUGGCGAAAAUUGGUUUCCACAUGGCUCCUAGGUUAAGCGAAAUAUUUCCAGAAUCGUGCCUACUAAUUUUCGUGGGAGUCGUCAUCGGUGUGAUCUUAGUCUACGUCACCGACACCGUCCACGUGUCCCCCCUCACACCGGACAUCUUUUUCUUCUACAUGCUUCCACCGAUCAUCCUGGACGCGGGCUACUUCAUGCCUAACAGGCUCUUCUUCGACCACCUCGGAACCAUCCUUCUAUUUGCCGUGGUCGGCACCAUUUUCAAUACUUUAACUAUAGGUGCUUCCUUAUGGGCAGUGGGACUGACGGGUCUGUUCUCCUGCGAAGCACCUCUCCUGGAGAUGUUUCUGUUCGGGUCCCUGAUAUCCGCUGUGGACCCGGUGGCUGUGCUAGCGGUAUUCGAGGAAAUACAAGUUAACGAGAUAUUGUACAUAGUGGUGUUCGGUGAGUCGUUGUUGAAUGAUGCGGUUACUGUUGUUUUAUACCACCUGUUCGAGUCUUACUCGGAAAUGGGUCUCGAUAACAUCCUCUACGUGGACAUGGUGUCCGGUCUGUUGAACUUCUUUGUGGUCGCUUUUGGUGGUACUGUGAUAGGAGUGAUCUGGGGCAUUGGCACUGCCCUCGUGACUAGAUUUACGAAUGAAGUGCGCGUGAUCGAACCUAUUUUUAUAUUCGUGAUGGCCUAUCUGGCGUAUCUGAACGCCGAAAUUUUUCACAUGUCAGGAAUAUUAGCAAUUACAUUUUGUGGGAUAACCAUGAAGAACUACGUGGAGGCUAAUAUAUCGACCAAGUCUCACACCACAAUAAAGUAUGCCAUGAAGAUGAUGAGCAGCUCGUCAGAAACCAUCAUAUUUAUGUUUCUGGGAGUCGAGACAGUCAACAAGAUCCACGACUGGAACGCGUGGUUCGUUAUACUAACCAUUAUCUUUUGCUCAGUGUACAGAGUUAUAGGCGUUAUAAUAUUUACAGCGAUAGCGAACCACUUCAGGCUCAACCAGUUGAGCACAGUGGAAAAGUUCGUGAUGUCAUACGGAGGCCUAAGGGGCGCCGUAGCCUUCGCCCUAGUACUUCUCAUCGACCCCAAGAAAGUGGAACUACAACCUAUGUUCAUGACUACCACCAUCGCAGUGAUCUACUUCACCGUGUUCUUCCAGGGCAUCACGAUAAAGCCGCUGGUGAAGAUACUCAACGUCAAGACCGCAGAGAAGAGGAAGCCCACGAUGAACGAGAGGAUACACGAGAGACUACUGGAUCAUACCAUGUCCGCCAUGGAGGACAUUCUAGGUCAACAUGGAAAUUACCAUAUGCGAGAUAGGUUCAAACGUUUCGACAACAGCUUCAUCCGCCCCUACCUGUUGCGCAACCACCAGGGCGCCGAACCGAAGAUCCUGGAGACAUACUCCAAGCUGGCCAUGAGGGACGCCAUGGAGUAUAUGCGCAGGAACGCCUCCACCAUAGGCAACAUCUCCGGUACGGAGAGUAUGUCGGCCAUCUUCAGGAAUUACACGGCGGGUAACCUCAAUGGAAGUUCUAGUUUUAGUCAAUUGGACUCAAGUACCUGGAACAUUGAUAUGCAGGAGCUGGAGUACAAUCCAUCGAAAAAGGAUUUAACGGAUGCCAAGAUUCAUCACUUGCUGGCAGAGGAGCUAGUAAAGCCUUAUAGACGGCACCGGAAGUUCAGUUACAGCAGACACGCGGUCAACGAUCGCGACCUGUCAACCCAAGUCAAUUAUCGAAUGCACUACAACAUGAGGAGGCUGGUGGCGGACAAAAAACACCACCACAAGAGGCACAGCAAGAAGCUGAACAAGGACGGGAAGCAGAACCACGUGAGUUUUCCGGAGUUCCAGCAGAACGGAAGCGCCAAACAGUUCUGUCACGAUUACAUAAGUGAGGUUCUGAAUGAGGAUGAUACAGAACCGAAAUCUAGUAGGGAAGAAUGGGAUAGUCCAAUUACCUUUACAGCUAAGUCAUCUCCAAGCACUGGGACAGACGUUAGUGGAAGUCUCGCUAGUCAAUUAGUUCCGCUGGUGGGACCAAACGUAAAAAAAACGACAGCUGUCGAGGGCAGCCUCCCUUGGCGCAGGCAUCUCAAGAACAUAUGCAUUACAGACGAGAGCAUUUUCUCUGAUCCUGGAAAAAGAAUGUCGAGAGGAUCUAUUGACGCAGGAGAUCUGAUGCGAGUAACUACGCCUACCGCUACCGAAACCAUGCUGCCAUGGAAACGGGAAGAAGAAGAAGGGUCGGUGCCUCUCCAACAGAGCGAAUUCCCUGCCUGGGCGUCGAACAAAGAGUACCUUGCCUACAACUCGCCCUCCGCCACGUUUUUAGGUGGGCUGGAAAAUCCCCGCUCCUCGGUAAUAGGCCUGUUCCGUCGCGAGAGCCUGGGCUCGGAACAGCACGCCAGCAGUUCGGAAUCCACGCCUCAAAGGGAGCGCCGAGGUUCCGCGGGACGGAACGCUGUGCUGCUGAUAGAAGACGGCGAGACGGACCCCCUGGGCGUCCUCCAGAAGCAGAUGUCCAUCCCCCCUCUACCCCAGCCCCCCCAAACGCCGGGGCAACGGAGGCCGCCCCGACGAGGUUCCAUGCUAGAGCUUAGCGGAUCAAUUAGCAGGGAUACAAUUCCUGAGGAAUCUUUCGGAACGUCAUCACUGAGGAGGCCGUCUUGGUUGACGCAGUCUAAUCAGAGGCGGUUCAGCAUUCCAAGGCAGCACACCCUGGGGGCAUCCUUGAUGGACAACGUUUCGUCGCCGUCUCCGACGCCGUCAGGCAGCUCGGGCGAGGACGAGGACGAGGACGUCGAAUGCCUGAUGAAAGCCGGUUUCUGA
Messenger RNA from Anoplophora glabripennis (Asian longhorned beetle), 3198 nucleotides. It is a transcript of the gene Nhe2, whose product is annotated as sodium/hydrogen exchanger 3. NCBI's taxonomy places the organism in Eukaryota, Metazoa, Arthropoda, Insecta, Coleoptera, Cerambycidae. Gene Ontology annotation, biological process: regulation of pH; proton transmembrane transport; sodium ion transport. Bases 1 to 3198 code for a protein of 1065 amino acids. Gene Ontology annotation, cellular component: membrane. Gene Ontology annotation, molecular function: sodium:proton antiporter activity. The record is from RefSeq and is a predicted model, not a curated record. The transcript is spliced from 17 exons.